UAGUACGGACCCGGACUUAGUCAGUGUCAGGCGGUCAGACAAUCAAGUUGAGCUCUCUCUCUCCAUAAAUCGUAGUCGUGGGCCACUGCAGCCUAAUUCAAUUAAAAUUAAAACGCAGAUCUACGUGUUCGAGUGAAAUUGCCCCGAAUUUCCGACAAUUAUAGGCCACGCUCUCGUCAGUAAUCUCGCGUCUGCGUAGGCGGCAAUAGCUGAAUCCCGGUCAUGCAAUCGGACGCAUCUCCCCUGGGAGCUGCUGCCACGGAGUCCCUUCCAAUGCACCGCUCCACCUCCAUGCCGGUGAAGCCCAAGCCACUGGAGCAGAAGCCACUGCUUCGUUCCUCCGAAAAGGAGACGGUCAAUGCGACGGAUUACUAUCCGGAAAGCCCGGGGUUCGUACGACGCAGAAGGUCAAAACCCGCCGGGGAUCACCUGGAAACGCGCAGCGAGCAAAACUUCCCCUACACACACGACUGGGCAGGCAGUACGAUAGAGCUUACACCAGACUUGGGAUCCGGACCACGGACUUCAUCUUCAGAUGGACAGAGACGAAGCCUUCAUCGCGUGAUGGAAAAGAACGGCAAGGAGAACGUUGUGUUCCGGCGCAUUCCGGAGAAGUCAUGGCGCUACAUGCGGGAUCUGGUCACCACGCUGAUGGAACUGGAAUGGAUGUACGUGCUGACCCUGUUCCUGGGAAGUUACUUUCUCAGCUGGCUGCUCUUCGCCGCCCUCUGCUACGUGGUGGCCUACUCCCACGGUGACUUCAUCUUCGAUCCGGUCAGUGGUAGGCGAAUGGGCGAGGGCGUGGACCCCUGUAUCUACGGGGUGCACAGCUGGGUGGCCAUGCUCAUAUACUCUGUGGAAACACAGACGACCCUCGGAUUCGGCGAAAAGUACGCCAGCGAGGAGUGUCCGGAGACGAUCUUUCUGUUCGUCAUGCAGAUGUUGAGUGCGGCCCUAAUUGAGGGCUGUAUGGUGAGCGUGAUCUAUGCCAAGACAGCCCGGCCGGCGAGGCAGCUGACCAAGCUGAAGUUCAGCGAGAAGGCUGUGAUCUGUUAUCGCGACGGCAGGCUUUGUUUGCUCUUUCGCGUUUGCGAUCCCCGCGAGCAGCAGUCCAUUGAGUCCAAAAUACGAGUGUACAUGAUCGUGGAUAAACGCACCCGCGAAGGUGAGACUGUAAAAAGUCACGUGGAACUGAAGCUGGAGGGAAAUGGGGAGCAGAUAAUUCUCUGGCCUGAUGUGGUGUGCCAUGUCAUCGAUGAGACGAGUCCGUUGUUUCAGUUCACCACAGCAAAACUCUUCAAUGCUGCCCAAUUCGAGCUGUACGUGUCCAUUGUUGGCACUUCGCCGGCCACAGCGCAGAUGACGGAAGCCAAGACGUCCUAUCUUCCAAGGGAGAUUUUCUGGGGGCAGCGGUUUGUCAAUAUCAUUCAUUACGAUGCCCAAAACGAACGCUAUGUUGUGGACUACGAGAACUUCAACAGGACCAUUUCGGUGGACAUGCCCAUGAUGCAUCCGACAAAUGAUCACUUUAAGCUGGAGUAUAGAAAGUGA
Molecule: messenger RNA, 1551 nt
Organism: Drosophila santomea
Lineage: Eukaryota; Metazoa; Arthropoda; Insecta; Diptera; Drosophilidae
Gene: Irk3
Product: ATP-sensitive inward rectifier potassium channel 11
Exons: 5
Coding region: 223-1551 (442 amino acids)
Biological process (GO): regulation of monoatomic ion transmembrane transport; potassium ion import across plasma membrane
Cellular component (GO): plasma membrane
Molecular function (GO): inward rectifier potassium channel activity
Source: RefSeq, a predicted model, not a curated record